This is a messenger RNA of Diversispora eburnea, 465 nucleotides long. Lineage: Eukaryota; Fungi; Glomeromycota; Glomeromycetes; Diversisporales; Diversisporaceae. The record is from the annotation of a GenBank genome assembly.
AUGUCUCAAAAAAAGUAUUAUCAAGAUAUAGAAAUUUAUCUUGCUAAUAAUUGUUUUAAAUCUUUCAAAUUGGAGUUUGAAGAUAUAGAAGUAUCAAAACUAUUACCUUUUUUAUCCCAAGAUAGUGUAAGCAUCCCAAUGCAAAUUUUAUCACAAAUGGUAUAUGACUAUACAAAGCAAGCUCAAAAAAAAUCUAGUAUGGACAUCUCAAAAGUUAAAAAAGUGAAAAUUAAAGAUGCCUCUUCAAUGGUGAUGAAACUUAUCAAAGAACUAUCUUCUGAAACAUCACAAAAAUCUGAAGUUAUAGAAGUGAGUUCUAGUGAUUUUUUUGAUUUAUAUCAUGUAAUUAUUAUGAUGGAAGAACAGGAAGUUAAUACAAAUCAAAAUAUUAUUAAGUCAUACUAUAAUUUUAGAAAAGCAAUUAAUGAACAAUAUGAUUAUUACAAGAAAAAUAAUCCUAAGUGA